Messenger RNA from Lolium rigidum, 1239 nucleotides. RefSeq names its product O-methyltransferase ZRP4-like. The coding region runs from base 1 to 1155 and encodes 384 amino acids. Gene Ontology annotation, biological process: methylation. NCBI's taxonomy places the organism in Eukaryota, Viridiplantae, Streptophyta, Magnoliopsida, Poales, Poaceae. The transcript has 3 exons. Gene Ontology annotation, molecular function: O-methyltransferase activity; S-adenosylmethionine-dependent methyltransferase activity; protein dimerization activity. The record is from RefSeq and is a predicted model, not a curated record.
AUGGCGGCCGUGGCGGUAGAGCUUCGUGUUCGGUUGUGGAGCCGUGGUUGCGCUUGGAGGAGGCGCUGUGAAGCUGUGGCGGCGCUUGGAGGUGGUCGUGGCUGUGCUUGGAGAUAUGUUCUCUUGCUCGAUGCUCAGCUCGAGCUCUGGCACAACACGUUCGGCUUUGUCAAGUCCAUGGCGCUCAAGUCCGCCCUGGACCUUGGCAUCGCCGACGCCGUUCACCACCACGGCGGCGCGGCCACCCUCUCGCAGAUAGUCGCCAAGGCCACGCUCCACCCGUCCAAGAUCUCCUCCCUGCGCCGUCUCAUGCGCGUGCUCACCGUCUCCGGCGUUUUCGGGACAGAGCACUCUGCUGACGGAGAGGCCGUCUACGCGCUCACUCCGGCGUCCCGUCUCCUCGUCGGCUCGGCGAACAUGGUCCCUAUCAUAAACAUGCUGCUCAACCCCAUCCUCGUCUCCCCGUUCACCGACCUUGGGACGUGGUUCCAGCACGAGCUGCCGGACCCGGACCUGUUCAAGCUGAAGCACGGCAUGACCUUCUGGGAGCUGGCUGACCACGACCCGUCCUACAACACGCUCGUCAACGACGGCAUGGUCUCCGACAGCCGCUUCCUCAUGGAUAUCGCCAUCAGGGAGUGCGGCGGCGUCUUCCAGGGGAUAGGCUCUCUGGUGGACGUCGCCGGCGGGCACGGUGGAGCGGCCCAGGCCAUCGCCAGGGCAUUCCCGGACGUCAAGUGCAGCGUGCUCGACCUUGAGCACGUCGUCGCCAAGGCUCCCAGUGGUACUGACGUGGAGUACAUCGCCGGCGACAUGUUUGAGAGCGUUCCACCCGCAGACGUUGUCUUUCUCAAGUGGGUUAUGCAUGACUGGAGUGACGGAGACUGCAUCAAGAUACUAAAGAAUUGCAAGAAAGCUAUCGCCCCAAAAGAUGCCGGAGGGAAGGUGAUAAUCGUAGACAUCGUGGUUGGAGCAGGGCCGCAAGACCUGAAGCACAAAGAGACACAAGUCAUGUUCGAUCUUUUCAUCAUGUUCAUCAAUGGCGUCGAGCGGGAUGAACAGGAGUGGAAGAAGAUUAUCUUCGAGGCAGGAUUCACCAACUACAAAAUCACACCGGUUCUAGGUGUGCGGUCAAUCAUCGAGGUUUACCCAUGAACAUUUGAUCCUUGAUUGGUGCAAGUAUGUGGAUUUCACUUUUAUAGUCCAAUAAGACUCGAUCUAGUCGUAAAAUUCAAGCAU